Molecule: messenger RNA, 2727 nt
Organism: Lodderomyces beijingensis
Lineage: Eukaryota; Fungi; Ascomycota; Pichiomycetes; Serinales; Debaryomycetaceae
Source: the annotation of a GenBank genome assembly
AUGGCAGAUAAAUUGAUAGAGACGAACGGCACAGUAGCGGCCGAGACAGCUGGAACUGCAAGACUCGAUAACGAAAUAGUGGAUACUUUGGUCCACGACGCGUCUUUCCAAUCGUCACCUUUGGCAUCAACCUCGGCAUCAAUCUCGGCACCAAUUCCAGCAUCAACCUCAGCAUCAACGUCGGCAACGGCAACGGCCACGGCAACGGCAGCAGCAUUGGCUAAACACAAGUCGUCAACGGGCAAACGUAAAUUUCACCAAAAAUCCAGACACGGAUGCUCAACAUGCAAACGAAGACGUGUUAAAUGCGACGAGCAAAAGCCACUUUGCCGCAACUGUAUUAAGUUGAAGUUGGAUUGUGGAUAUAAGGAUGAAGUUAUCAAUAGGGAAGUCAUGGAACCACCAACAAAGAAACAAAAGAAGGAAAAGAAAUUGAAGGACAAGCUGCCGAAAGUAAAGACGAAAAUGAAAACGGAUGCGAAAGCCAAAGAUGGAGACGAUCAUGGAGGAGAGGAAGAAGAGGAACAAGAAGAAGGACUUGAAGAAGGAGAAGGAGCAGAAAGUAAACACUUGACUCCCGCUUCGUCGCAAGUACCUACGCGGAAUAAUAGCAUUGAACACAAUGAACUGGGGAACCACCUAUUACUGCAUCAGCAACAAGCUACUCCUUCAUUGACUCCUAGUCCGAUGUUAGCACUGGAUGUGAACAACACAGGAGGAGAAGGUGAUAAGAAUGCGACUAAUCUAGCACAGACGCUAGCUAAUCCGUUAAGUGCACUAUCGUCUGGUUUACUCAGUGCUGGUAAUCUAAACAACUUGAAUAUUGCUCACUUGGUUAAUAAUCUAUCUGGCUUGGAAGGCGAUUUGAGUGGCAAUUUGGGCAACUUGAUGAGUUUGGGCAAUUUGGCCAGUCUAUCGAAUCUAGCCACAUUGGCUCAGCUCCCUAUUGAUUUGAGCAGUCUAGGUGGGUUAGCUGCUACAAUGUCACAAGUGAGUGGCCAAAAUGGUGGGUUCAUGGAAAGUUUGUCUGCGAGUCUUUUGAAUGGCACUGCCAAUCCAUUAGAUGGACAAAACAUGGGCUCAGCCCAGGGAACACAACACCACCAGCAACAACAACAUCCACCACAGCAACAACACCCACUACCAUCACUACAACAACCACAAACACACCAGCACCAGCACCAGCACCGGCACCAGAACCAACAGCACCAGCAGCACCAGCAGCACCAACAAAAUUCAAAUGGCUUGCUCAAUAAUGCAAUUGAAUCACCCAUGAGUUUCCCCCAUCAAGCAUCACCUUCAGCAUCCUGCACUAUACCCGAUGCCAUCAACCACUAUGACCAUCCGGCUGGCGGUGCCACCGGUUUACCUAAAAUCUCCCCGAAUAUGAUGAAUCUGCAAAUCCCAAGUGGAAUGGCAAUCAAUAGCCACUCACUAGAACAGGCCAUGAACUCGAGCAGUUUGAAUAUGCUAGACUUGAAACUAAUGUUUCAUUAUACUUCGCAAGUUGCCAACACUAUAACAGGCGCUGGCAUAUCGGAAACAAACAUCUGGUUGCGAGAUAUACCGAUGCUCGCGUUUGAGCAUCCGUUCUUGAUGCAUCUGAUCUUGGCAUUCAGUGCUACUCACUUGUCUCGAACAGAAAACGGGCUUGAUCAAUGCGUCACUAGCCACCGUGGUGAUGCGUUGAGGCUAUUACGAGAGGCUGUGUUGAAUAUCAAUCUGGAUAACACAGAUGCAUUAGUUGCUAGUGCCUUGAUUCUAAUUAUGGAUUCGCUUGCCAAUGCUAGUUUCCCCAGCAGCACAUCGCCAAAAAGCUUACCUGCCUCGGCGUGGAUUUUCCACGUUAAAGGAGCAGCGACCAUCUUGACCGCGGUGUGGCCGUUGACGGAGGCAUCAAGAUUCUACAAGUUUAUAAGUGUUGAUUUGGGCGACUUGGGCGAUAUCAUCAACCAAAAGACCCAAUUGAACCAAACUGGCGCAACCGAUUCCAGCAAUGGGUCCCAAAGUCGAAUAUUUACAGACUUGGAGUGCCACGAUGCAGAUAUUGCCGAUUUGUUCCCCGUUGAGAUCAACUCGCCGUACCUUAUAACGUUGGCGUACUUGAACAAGCUCCACAAGGAACGAUACAAGUCGGAUUUCAUAUUGAGGAUAUUUGCAUUUCCGGCCUUGUUGGAUAAGCAGUUUAUGGCGAUGUUGAUGGCUGGCGAUAUCAAAGCCAUGAGGAUCAUGCGAUCCUACUACAAGUUGCUCCGCUCCUUCACCAUGGAGAUGAAGGACAAGGUGUGGUUUCUUGAAGGCGUUGCGCAAGUGUUGCCGUCCAACGUUGAAGAAUACGCGGGCGGCGCAGGGGGAAUGCACAUGAUGAUGGACUUUCUUGGCGGCGGGCCCGAUAUGAUUGACGAUUACGGCGACGAGUUUCAAGACGACGAUUUUGAGCUGGAGCAUCUGCAUGCCACUGCCACCACCACCGCAAUACACGAAGAAAAAGAUGAUAUAACGAAUGCUAAUGAAAGAAGUAAUAACCACAAGAACCAUAACAACGACAACAACACGAAUAGUAUUAAUAAUAAUGACAACACCAGCGGUAAUAAUGCAACGGCGGCAGGGGUCCAUGCUGCCACUACGAAUUUAGUGAGUCCAACUGUUGCUUUGACCAACACCGAUAAUUUGCCAAGCGACAUAACUAGCGAGUUGGAGAUAAUGCAAGGGGCUUUACUCGAUUGA